This is a messenger RNA of Oryza brachyantha (malo sina), 2548 nucleotides long. Its product is annotated as heavy metal-associated isoprenylated plant protein 33. Lineage: Eukaryota; Viridiplantae; Streptophyta; Magnoliopsida; Poales; Poaceae. Gene Ontology annotation, molecular function: metal ion binding. The transcript has 4 exons. The record is from RefSeq and is a predicted model, not a curated record. The coding region runs from base 536 to 2095 and encodes 519 amino acids.
ACAAAGUGGUAUUUAAUUCUCUCGCCUCUCUCGCAAAGUCUUUCGCGAGAGCCCCAGGCUUCUUCCUUCACAAUCUGUGGAGGAGGGUGCAAAGAGAAAGGCCUUCUUCCAGGCAGAGAGGCUGCACUGCACUGCAGUUUGCCAAAGGCGAAAGGAAAAUUAAAAGGGUAAGGAGACGGUGGUGGUGCCUGUGUUUAUAUUAAGCUUUGCAAGAACUAGUGUAGUAGAGCAGAGAGAAGAGGCUCUCUUCUUCUUCUUCUUCCUCCUCACUCUCUUCCUUCUUCUUCCUCUGGACCACAGGCUUAACAGUAGCCCCAUUCCCCUCCCCUUGGUUUUCUGCAAACACGCAAACUCUAAAUAAGCCUCCUAUGUUUCUCUCUCCCCAUUGCACUUACUCCACUCUUUGUGUGUGAGUGUGUGGAGAGGCAGAUAUUAUAUUGCAGGAGGCCAUUAACUUAUCUUCAACAAGAAGAUCUGUGAGGAGGCCUCUUGUGCUUCUGUUCGUGGGGGGAGCGGGACUUGAGGGCGGUCAGGGAUGAGUAAGGAGGAAGUCCUCAAGAUUCAGACUUGUGUGCUGAAAGUGAACAUCCACUGUGAUGGGUGCCAGAAGAAGGUCAAGAAGAUCCUCCACAAGAUUGAAGGUGUGUACCAGAGCAGCAUAGAUGCUGAGCAGGGCAAGGUGACGGUGUCCGGCCUGGUGGAUCCGGUCACCAUUAUCAAGAAGCUGAACAAGGCCGGCAAGCCGGCCGAGCUGUGGGGUUCCAAGGUCGGGGUGGCAGCGGUGAACAGCCAGUUUCAAAAGCUCCAUCUUGACGGCGGUGGCAAGGGCGGGCAGCCCAAGGAUGGAGGUGGCAAGGGCGGGCAGCCCAAGGACGCCGGCGGCAAGGGCCAGAAGGGCGGAGGUGGUGGCAACGGUGGAGGUGGCAGCAAGGACGUGAAGAUGAUGCUGCCGCCGCAGAUGCCGCAGCCGACGCCGCAGCAGCUUCAGCAGCUCCAGCAGCAGCUGCAGAUGAAGGGGCUGAAGCUGCCGCAGUUCAUGGACGGCAAGAUGCCGUUCGCGGCGGCCGCGCCGAUCAAGGACCCCAAGUCCGUCAAGUUCAGCCUUCCUCCCGAGGAUGACUUCGGCGACGACGGCAGCGAGUUCGAUGACGAGUUCGACGACUUCGAUGAUGACGAAGAUUUCGACGAUGACGGCCUCGACGACGACUACUACGACGAUCCCAAGUUGAUGAAGCAGAUGGCCAUGCCGCCACCGAACGCCGGUGGGGGCGACAAGAAGGGUGGCAACAACGGAGGCGGCAAGAAGGGCGGUGGCGGCAACGAGAUCCCCGUGCAGAUCAAGGGGAACGCCAACAACGGCGGCGGCGGCGGCGGCAAGAAGGAUGCCGGUGGCAAGCAGAACCAAGGUGGCGGAGGCGGCAACGGCCAAGGCGGCGGCAAGAACGGCGGCGGCGGACAGCCGAACAACGCCAAGGGGGGUGGAGGCGCCCCGAACGGCGGCAACCACCCUGCUCAGGGGAAGAAAGGUGGCGGCGGCGGCGGCCCCGCCGUCGGUGUGGGUGGCCCGAUGGGCGGCAUGCCGGCGCAGCAGCAGGCCAUGAUGAGGCCUGGCAUGAUGGGGGGCGGUGCCGGUUUCCCCGGAAUGGGCCAGAUGGGCGCCGGGCCCAUGACUAUGCCGAUGGGCCACCACCCCCACAUGGGUGGCGUGCAGGGCGGUGCCGGUGCCGGUGCCGUGCAGGGCAUGCCGCCGGCGGCGUUCUACCAGGGCGGCGGCGGCGGCAGCGGCAUGCCGUCCGGCCCCGAGAUGCUGCAGGCCGCCGCCGCGGCCGGCAACCCCAUGGCCCAGCAGCAGUACAUGGCCAUGAUGCAGCACCAGCAGCAGCAGCAGAUGAUGAUGAACGGCCACCACGGUCACGUUCACGGCCACCAUCACGCCCACGGUGGCGGUGCUCCGGCGGGGUACCCGGCGAUGGGAUACGGGUACGGCCGGCCGCCGAUGCCGUACCCGAUGUCGUACCCAAUGCAGCCCCACCCGCAUGCCGAUCCCUACAACUACUUCAGUGACGAGAACCCAAACAGUUGCUCGGUGAUGUGAGCCGAGCCUGCACAGUGGCCAUAGCUGCUGCUUUCUUCCUCCUCCUCCUGCUGCUGCUGCUCACUCUGUUCAACAAAGUGAACCAACCAGAAGGAAGGAAGAAGCUAGCAUCAUCAGGUCACAGUCUCACAGGUGAUUGUCACCAUGGCUGAUGCUCUGGAUCAGUCAACCCAACCAGUAUACACCAUGGGAAAUGAGUCCCAUCUAGAUCGCUCCUCUUUUUUUUUUUCACUUUCUUUUUCUUUUUCUUACUUAGCUCGUUUUCACCUUUCUUUUAAAGGAGAACUCAACUUCCUUGAAGGCGAAGGUAGGUAUAGUAAUUAUCUAUAGUUUUUCAUAAGAGAUGAUGAUGAUGAUGAUGGUGCUUUUUAUAAGCCAAGAAGGAAGGUGGUGGCUUCCUUCUUGCUCCAUAAGGGUGGUGAUGCAUGGUAGAUGAACAAUGUGCAAAACAAA